AAUAUAGCCCCUUUCAAAGAGGGAACUUUCUUUGUAUCGGUUAAGAUGCAACGCCAAGCUGUCUACAUGAGGAGAAGCCUCUUCGAUCAGGAAUACGUAGAUGAACAAUUUACUCAGCUAGAAGAACUUCAAGAUGAUGCUAAUCCUAACUUCGUGGCGGAAGUCGUCAACCUAUUUUUUACAAAUUCAGCUAGAUUUAUCCGUAAUAUUGAGCUUGCUCUUAUCGGUGCAAAAAGAGUGAAAAGAGGAUGUUCUCAUUUUGAAGAGUACUGCAAUCAAAGAAAUAUCGACGGGUGCAAGAGGGCAUUUCAAGGGGUGAAGCAAGAAUAUGCCACUCUAAAGUCUAAGCUUGAUGCUUAUUUUCAGAUUGCAAGAGAAGCCUCUUGAAUAAAUGUUAAACAUGUUCCCUAUUGAAAGCAGACAGUAUCAGAGUUGACAAGAUAAGCCCCAUGUCUUCCUUCAAUUAAAAGCUAAGUAUAUACAUGUAUAAAGAGUGGAUGAUACACAGGGUCCUCUUAUGAUAAAAUAAAAUAAAAUAAAACCAUGCAUGGCAUUUCAAAUUGUCAGCUGGGGCAUA
This is a messenger RNA of Nicotiana tabacum (common tobacco), 577 nucleotides long. RefSeq names its product pseudo histidine-containing phosphotransfer protein 2. Gene Ontology annotation, molecular function: histidine phosphotransfer kinase activity; protein histidine kinase binding. Gene Ontology annotation, cellular component: cytoplasm; nucleus. Gene Ontology annotation, biological process: phosphorylation; phosphorelay signal transduction system; cytokinin-activated signaling pathway. The record is from RefSeq and is a predicted model, not a curated record. NCBI's taxonomy places the organism in Eukaryota, Viridiplantae, Streptophyta, Magnoliopsida, Solanales, Solanaceae.